CUACCGCCAACUGACAGUUGUGAGGUGUACUACUCCAACCGCUCGGCUGCCUACGCUGCCCUGGAGCGAUGGGAUGAUGCAGCGACUGACGCACGACGUGUGCUGGCGAUUAAGCCGGGCUGGGCGAAGGGCUGGGCGCGGCUGGGUGCAGCCUGCAUGGGACUGAAGCUGUACGGCGAUGCAAAGGAGGCGUACGAGAAGGCCCUACGGAUCGAGCCGGAAGACCAGGCGUUAAGGCGAGCGUGUGAGAAGGUGCGAAAAUAA
Volvox carteri f. nagariensis is the source of this 264-nucleotide messenger RNA. RefSeq lists its product as uncharacterized. The record is from RefSeq and is a predicted model, not a curated record. The annotation marks the transcript as partial. Lineage: Eukaryota; Viridiplantae; Chlorophyta; Chlorophyceae; Chlamydomonadales; Volvocaceae. Gene Ontology annotation, molecular function: Hsp90 protein binding. The transcript has a single exon.